Messenger RNA from Polypterus senegalus (gray bichir), 2872 nucleotides. Its product is annotated as potassium voltage-gated channel subfamily C member 1. Lineage: Eukaryota; Metazoa; Chordata; Cladistia; Polypteriformes; Polypteridae. Gene Ontology annotation, cellular component: dendrite membrane; voltage-gated potassium channel complex; axon. Gene Ontology annotation, biological process: protein homooligomerization; potassium ion transmembrane transport. Gene Ontology annotation, molecular function: protein binding; delayed rectifier potassium channel activity. The transcript has 4 exons. The coding region runs from base 313 to 2067 and encodes 584 amino acids. The record is from RefSeq and is a predicted model, not a curated record.
UUUUAUUUUACCAAUCUAACACAUUACUUUGGUGGGGGAGGGGCAUUGUCCCCUCAAAGGCCACAGGCUGCCUCCACCUUUCUCUGAGUACUUUCAUAUGAAGUGCUAGAAGAGGAAAGACGAUUUAUCUAUCUUGUGUCCUUCAGGUACUGGACUCCUGGAAACUGACAGGCCUCGCUUAUUGUUAAUCGUUUUGUUUGUUUUCUCCUCUGUUCCUCAUGUGCGCUCUGGAUGUGUUUCCUUCUCCUUCUUCUCUUGCCGCGUUAGUUUUUUAAUGCCUGAAACUCGUCCACGACAUGCCUAAGAGACGAGAUGGGCCAGGGCGACGAAAGCGAUCGCAUUGUGAUAAACGUGGGAGGAACCAGACAUCAGACUUACCGCAGCACCCUGCGCACCUUGCCCGGCACACGUUUAGCCUGGCUGGCAGAGCCUGACGCCCACAGCCAUUUCGACUAUGAUCCUCGGAUUGACGAGUUCUUCUUCGACCGCCACCCUGGCGUUUUUGCGCACAUACUCAACUACUACAGGACCGGCAAGCUACACUGCCCGGCGGACGUUUGCGGUCCCCUGUAUGAGGAAGAACUUGCCUUUUGGGGCAUUGACGAGACCGAUGUGGAACCUUGUUGCUGGAUGACCUAUAGACAGCAUCGGGACGCAGAAGAAGCUCUGGAUAGUUUCGGCGGAGGGCCUGUGGAUUUGGGGAGCAAGGAUGGUGCCGAUGGAGACGGCAUGGGGGAUUCAGGUGACGGCGAAGAUGAGCUGGAAAUGACCAAAAGACUGGCAUUGGGGGACUCCCCCGAUGCUAAAUCUGGGGGGUUGUGGCGGCGCUGGCAACGGCGCGUUUGGGCACUAUUCGAAGAUCCAUAUUCUUCUAAAUAUGCAAGGUGGGUGGCCUUCGCCUCCCUGUUUUUUAUCCUGGUGUCCAUCACGACGUUCUGCCUGGAAACCCAUGAGGCCUUUAACCCAAUCACCAACCGAACAGAGGAGGAGAAAGUGGACAACAUGACUGUGCAGCACAUCUACCAGGAGACUGAAACUGUGGCAUACCUGACCUACAUCGAGGGAGUAUGUGUGGUCUGGUUCACAUUUGAGUUCCUCAUGCGCAUCACCUUCUGCCCUGACAAAGUUGAGUUUAUCCGCAACUCACUCAAUAUUAUUGACUUUGUGGCCAUUUUGCCCUUCUACCUGGAAGUGGGGCUGAGCGGCUUGUCUUCCAAAGCAGCCAAGGACGUACUAGGCUUCCUGAGGGUUGUCCGUUUUGUGCGAAUUUUGAGGAUCUUCAAGCUGACCCGCCAUUUUGUGGGGCUGAGGGUCCUGGGUCACACCUUGAGGGCCAGCACCAAUGAAUUCCUUCUUCUGAUCAUCUUCCUGGCGCUGGGUGUCUUGAUCUUUGCCACCAUGAUCUACUAUGCUGAGCGCAUCGGUGCUAAACCCAAUGACCCAAGAGCCAGUCAACAUACGCACUUCAAAAAUAUCCCAAUUGGGUUCUGGUGGGCUGUUGUCACCAUGACCACUUUGGGCUAUGGAGACAUGUACCCUCAGACCUGGUCUGGCAUGCUCGUAGGGGCGCUUUGCGCUCUUGCUGGUGUGCUAACCAUUGCAAUGCCUGUGCCAGUCAUCGUCAACAAUUUUGGAAUGUACUACUCCUUGGCAAUGGCUAAGCAGAAGCUACCAAAGAAAAAAAACAAGCAUAUUCCCCGGCCACCCCAGCUGGGAUCUCCCAAUUACUGUAAGUCAGGCGUAAAUUCGCCUCACCACAGCACUCAGAGUGACACCUGUCCCUUGGCCCAGGAAGAGAUUUUAGAAAUAAACAGAGCAGAUCCGAAAGUGAAUGGCGAAGCAGACAAGGCGGCGUUGGCCAACGAAGACUGCCCGCAUAUAGACCAGGCUUUGUCGCCUGAGGAUGGCCAGCUCUUUAGCCCAGUCGAGAGAUGUGAACAUCCCUGCUUCCUCUUAACAACCGGGGAGCUGGCUUGCCCAUCUGGGGGAAGAGUGAGGAAGGAUCCCUGUAAAGAGGAUUCUGUCGUUUCUAAGUAUUUGCAAGCAGAGGCAGUCAAGGUGACCUGAACAGGUGGACUAUUUCUUAAAGGUGGACCAAACUAUAUAUUUUUUUUUUUCCUUUUCACUGCCCAUUUGUUACUGGGGAGGGGGGGAUGAACAGUAGCACUGGGAAAAGAAGAAGAAUGAUGAAAGUAUAAUGCUCAUAAAAAGAAAAAAAUACUCACAUGCAAAACCCUGAAGGAUAUGAAGACAGUCGAGUUGUGUUUUUUCUUUUUUCUUUUUUUUCUGAGCUCACGUUCACUUGUUUUGAAACUGGCUCCAGAUGAGGCAAAAAGGAUGACCAUACCAACAAAAAAAGAAAAGGACACACAGUAGAUGUGAGCAACAGCAAUGGACUCACCAUCUGAAAGACUAGAAGACUCCUAUCUGUUCAUUUAGCAUGAAUUGCAUGAUAUAUUAUCAGGAAAAACCUGUAAUUGUAAUGAUUAUCUUUAAGAAAAAAAUAUAUAUUUUCUUUCCAGAGCUCCUUUUACAUACAUUCAAUGUAGCUAAAAUGUAUCACAGUAUAAAAUUGUACUUUUUAUUUAUUUAUUUUGAAACUGAUUGCUUUCACUCUGUUUUUGUAUAGAAAAUAUACUGUACAAAAGUGACAGUUUUUAAGACAAGUGUGCAAUCAGACCAGUCAUCGGUCAUAUUGACCCUCAUAUAGGCUUAAAAAAAAUCAGAUGAACAAGGGACAAAAAGCAGAGAUUAGCAAGUUGCGUCUGUGUAGUUUUAAUGAUUCUUUUAGAUCUGUUUCCGUUGGCAUGCUUGUGACUAUGGACCUGAUAAUACCCAGCUGGGCUAACUUUAAAUAUAUUUUUUAAUUUUG